Pristis pectinata (smalltooth sawfish) is the source of this 2655-nucleotide messenger RNA. RefSeq names its product F-box and WD repeat domain containing 5 (gene fbxw5). Gene Ontology annotation, molecular function: protein binding. Gene Ontology annotation, cellular component: Cul4-RING E3 ubiquitin ligase complex; SCF ubiquitin ligase complex. The transcript has 9 exons. Bases 325 to 2064 code for a protein of 579 amino acids. The record is from RefSeq and is a predicted model, not a curated record. Gene Ontology annotation, biological process: protein ubiquitination. Lineage: Eukaryota; Metazoa; Chordata; Chondrichthyes; Rhinopristiformes; Pristidae.
UCGCAGCACACCCUCUAACCCUAUAACUGCUUUGCUUACUGACUGGCAAUUCUCCUAGUUAAGAAGUGUCUCCUUUUAGAAAUUGUCACCCUUGUAAUUCCUCCAUGGACGCUCCUAAUCUUAACUGAAAUCUCUUGAAGUCCUUCAUCUUUUCCAUUUUUGGCUUCUUGAUCAUCCAUGAAUUUCACCCCAAAGCAAAAUACUGCAGAUACUGGAAAUCUGAAAUGAAUUAUCCUGAUGCAAAGUCAGCAACCAGAAGUGUUAAUUGUCUCUUUCUCCAUGAUUGUUCCCCAACUGCUGUGCACAUGAGCUCAGAAUGAUACGAUGGAAAGCGGGGGCUUCCCCCAGUUGCCGGACACCAUUCUCCUUGAAGUGUUCCAGAACCUGGAGCACCAGGAUGUCCUUGCUGCCGGUGCCACUUGCAGGCAGUGGUACGGAGUGUCCCGUGACGAUUUUCUGUGGAGGGAUCUCUUUUAUCGUUAUUACAAUGUGAAUCGGUCAAUCCCCCGACAUCCAGCUGCUACUUCGUGGCUGGGUGAGUUCCGAAGGCUGUAUGAUACAAUACCCUGUGUACAGGUGGCAACUUUGAAGGAACAUCGAGACCAAGUCUUGCAUGUCAGUUUUUCUCAUAAUGGCUACUUAUUUGGCUCCUGCUCCAAGGACUGUUUUGUCAAGGUCUGGAACAAUGAUUUGGAGAUAUCAGUGUUACAUAGCGCUAAUAUGCGCCCCUACAAUUGGAGCUACACCCAGUUCUCCCAGUUCAAUGCUGAAGACACCCUGCUCCUUGUCUCUGGCGUCUAUAUUGGGCCUCACAGUUCAUCCUCUGGUGAAAUCGCAGUCUUCAAUCUAGAUGACUUCACGUUGCUGUCCCGAGUGAGGAAUAAACCCUAUGAUGUCUUUGGUUGUUGGUUAAAUGAAACGCAUUUAAUCUCUGGGAAUCUGCACUGGAUUGGGAACAUGACAUCUUGCUCGGUGCUCUGGUUAAACAAAGCCUAUCAGGAUAUUGAAUCAGAAAAUAUAAAUGUGGUGAAGAGACUGUUCCAGCUGCAGAAUCGGAAUGCUAGCACCAUUCGCACAGUGAUGGUGGCAGACUGCAGCAGACACAACACUCCUGACCUUCUGCUGGGCCUUGAGGAGCAGGGGCUCCAUUCACCCCCCCGGGUCUUUUACCUGGGCAGUGACAGCGAGGACGAAUGUUACAACAAACCAAAGCACAGCAGCGAGAGUGUGAAUGAGGCAAUAGCUGGCGUUCAGGAUGGUGCUGAGGUGGAGGCAAACAUGCUCACCGAAGGGCUCCAGCCCCUGAUGGAUGAGAAGCAUUUGGAGGCUCGAGUAGCAGAACUUUUUCUACAGGCCAAGACGAAGCCUGCAGACAUUGACAUCCUGUCAGAACAUCAGGCAGCUCAGAACAAGAAGUACUUGAUCUUCACCACAGGAAGCCUUACCUACACUCCCCAUCAGAUAGGUAUUAAGCAAAUAUUGCCUCAUCACAUGACAACAACAGGACCAGUACUGGGGGAAGAACGGAGUUCCAGUGAGUUUUUCGAUCCUUUGGACCACACGAUUGAUGUCCAUGGUCACAUCAUUGGGAUGGGUCUGUCUCCAGACCACAGGUAUUUAUAUGUGAACAGUCGUGCCUGGCCCAAGGGCUGUGUCAUUAGUGACCCCAUGAACCCUCCACCCAUCGCUGAGGAGAUUGAUAUCCACGUAUUUGACUUGAAGACGAUGCAGGAAGUAACGCAGACUCUGCGGGCACACACAGCUUACACUCCCAAUGAUGAGUGCUUCUUCAUCUUCUUGGAUGUCAGCAGGGAUUAUGUUGCCAGUGGUGCUGAGGACCGGCAUGGCUACAUCUGGGAUAGGCACUACAACAUCUGCCUGGCAAAGCUACAGCACGAGGAUGUGGUGAAUUCUGUGGCCUUCAGCCCUGUGGACCAGGAGAUGUUGAUCACAGCCAGUGAUGACUGCACGUUGAAAGUCUGGCGCUCACCACGCAUCAUGCGUAUCAUCAGCACCAAGCCCAACCGCAAGAAAUUCUCCUUCUUCUGGCUCAAUAAAAAGUGAAUGAGUCAAUGGGCAGGAAAACAGGGGUUGUGAGGAUGGUGGGUAGAGGAGGGAGGAGAGGUUCCUCUAGGUACCUGAAACCUGAUUCAGUUUAAUAUCUGCUGCACCCAUCCAGCUGACCACAAACCUUCAGGAAAGUGGACACAGAGGGGAGAAGAUCAAAAUUCAUUAGAGUUUUCUAUAUUAUGCUCCUCAGACACAUUGUGUUACCAGUCAGUCUGUGUUGAAUGAAUCUGAAGACAAGUGCUUCUAACCAACUACAGCUGGACAUUGACUUAAUUUGCAUGUCAUCACAAAUCAGCAAGUAGUGCUUGCCAGCUGUUCUUCCUGAACCAGUGCUGUGUGGCUCAACAGUUCAGUUCAACUGGGGUUCCUACUCCCACAACAGCCUUACAAGUGGAGCCUAUGGCCAAGUUAACUUGGUACAGUUUAAAGAAUAACUGAACAAACCUGACUGUCCAGGGCUGAAACUCUGCAUUUAAAACUGGGCUUGCUUUCUGGAUGUUGUAAUCCUAACCUAAAAUGUACAGCAGUUUGUUCAUUCUAAUUGCAGAAUGUUCUCUAGCUAAUAAACAGAUUCAUGAAGUGUCA